This is a messenger RNA of Cyphellophora attinorum, 1524 nucleotides long. RefSeq lists its product as uncharacterized. The record is from RefSeq and is a predicted model, not a curated record. Bases 1 to 1524 code for a protein of 507 amino acids. Gene Ontology annotation, biological process: regulation of DNA-templated transcription. Gene Ontology annotation, molecular function: zinc ion binding; DNA-binding transcription factor activity, RNA polymerase II-specific. The transcript is spliced from 4 exons. Lineage: Eukaryota; Fungi; Ascomycota; Eurotiomycetes; Chaetothyriales; Cyphellophoraceae.
AUGGCUCGCUUCCGGCGAUCGAAAGGAUGCGAAGGCUGCCGCGCUAGGCGCCGAAGGUGCGAUGAAGCCAGUCCUAGCUGCGGACUCUGCUUCAAGCGCGGCAUCCACUGCGUCUACGGCGACCAGCUGAAUGUCGUGUUCGUACGCUGCGGUCCCAAACCUAUGCCGCCAAGGGAUGCAUCCAGAGAUAGGCAUCAAACCAAGAGCAAUGAGUCCGGAGCGUCUCUUCCGUCGGUCGAAAAUGUGCCGCAGGCUUGCCUCGCAACGGCAUACCGUCUUCAGACCCACGGCAAUUUCCUUGGCGUCUAUCUGCCGCAGACUUCUGCCACGGCAACCUCGGCGACGUGCACUACGGCUUGGCUACAUAGUGCAUACGAGCUUUCCAGCACAGACCAACUUCUCUCCGACGCCUUGAGUGCACUUUCUAUUCAGUGCCUUGCACAUGACGGCGAUCUGGGUGCGGAAUCGCAGAGUCAACUGCUUUGUGGGCGGGUCAUUCGCAACCUGCCCAAGAGGCUGGACGCCAGAUCACAAGCUCUUGGAGAUACUACUCUGGCAUGUGUGAUGGUGUUGAAUCUGCUUUGGUCACACCGGGCCAAUCGCGAAGGUGCAUCAGGAUGGCUGUUCCAUGCACACGGCAUUUCUGCACUGAUCCAUGCUAGGGGCGCAAGAAACCACUCUUCGGACUUCGGGCGAGAGCUUGUCUCCGGCUCCAGAUUGAUAAGCCUGGUCGGCACGAUUGGCAAGCGCAAAGCGGAUUGGUCUCAACUUCCCGGUGGCACGAUUGCGCCAGGAGAUUCACGGGCUGACUUUCUACUGCUCUUUGACAUUCUGCAAGGUCUCCCGUCAACUCUCGAACAACUCGACACUGUCUCACGAUUGGCCUCCGAGGGCAACUUGAAAGACGCCGAAGCCAUUGCACGCGCCUUAAUCGAGACUUGCCAUGUGCUUACGGCGCAGCUGAAAGACUGGCGGGAUGGUCUUGACACGCACUGUUCCGAUCUCGGCGUCACGCAACUGGUUUCGGAAGAGCCUUCGGAGUUAUACCAGUCUCUACCCAUUGAUAGCCCUUUGCGAAUCUUUCCGACGUACUUCUGCUAUCCAAACAUCGAUCUCGCGCAACAAGUCUUGCUUUACAUGGUCGGUAACGUCUUCCUUUGGACAGUCAGAGCAGGUAUGGAAGAUGCACUCGAUAGCAUGCAGCCACAGCGCCAGACGGACGUCACUCCUCCGCUGAGGCCGGGAGAAAUCUUCGGCGCGGAGCGUGCGUGCCGUAUGGCUCUUCAGGUCGCACAGUCUCUUGAAUAUUUUGUCCGACCCGGCAUGGGCCUGGCUGCGAUUGAUAUCUUUGGGUUUCCAAUCACUUUCAUCUAUAACUGGCUGACGGACCGAAAUGUGCCCGAGAGAAUGUGGUUUGAAGUCAUUUUCGGCCACCUGCGCACCAUCAAUUCGGGCUACGCUGCAUUUCUCGAGACCGCAACGAAGCUCCAUGGAGAAUGCGACAUCUUCGACCUCCUUCGAUGA